Tauraco erythrolophus (red-crested turaco) is the source of this 642-nucleotide messenger RNA. The record is from RefSeq and is a predicted model, not a curated record. Lineage: Eukaryota; Metazoa; Chordata; Aves; Musophagiformes; Musophagidae.
GCUUCAGUGUAGACUGGUGGGCGCUCGGUGUACUUAUGUUUGAAAUGAUGGCGGGCCGGUCACCGUUUGAUAUUGUUGGGAGUUCUGACAAUCCUGAUCAGAACACAGAAGAUUAUCUUUUCCAAGUAAUUUUGGAAAAACAGAUCCGAAUUCCCCGAUCCCUUUCUGUUAAAGCAGCAGGUGUUCUAAAGAGUUUCCUUAAUAAGGAUCCAAAGGAACGUUUAGGCUGCCAUCCCCAAACAGGAUUUGCAGAUAUCCAAGGACAUCCCUUCUUUCGCAAUGUUGAUUGGGAUCUGAUGGAGCAAAAGCAAGUGGUUCCUCCAUUUAAACCAAAUAUAUCUGGAGAAUUUGGUCUGGAUAACUUUGAUUCCCAAUUCACCAAUGAACCUGUGCAGCUCACUCCAGAUGAUGAUGACAUUGUGAAGAAGAUUGACCAGUCUGAAUUUGAAGGCUUUGAAUAUAUAAAUCCUCUUUUGAUGUCAGCUGAGGAAUGUGUCUGAAUUCUCCAUUUCCGGACUGUGCCAAUUGCUACUCUGUUUCUGCAUGGAUAAACAUCUCUCAUUCGGAUGCACUUGCCUAGAAUGAGUAACUGAACAUCUUACCCUUGCCACCUAGUGUGAAUUACUAAUUUUCUUUUUGUAU